Molecule: messenger RNA, 2916 nt
Organism: Hippocampus comes (tiger tail seahorse)
Lineage: Eukaryota; Metazoa; Chordata; Actinopteri; Syngnathiformes; Syngnathidae
Gene: whamm
Product: WASP homolog associated with actin, golgi membranes and microtubules
Exons: 11
Coding region: 103-2445 (780 amino acids)
Biological process (GO): Arp2/3 complex-mediated actin nucleation; endoplasmic reticulum to Golgi vesicle-mediated transport
Cellular component (GO): endoplasmic reticulum-Golgi intermediate compartment membrane; cytoplasm
Molecular function (GO): actin binding; Arp2/3 complex binding
Source: RefSeq, a predicted model, not a curated record
AUUUUUUCUGUCGUCUUUGAAUGCAUCCUGCGUCACGCAAAUGGCGGACGUUGUAAACAGAGACCCAGUUUUGAGGAGGCCUGUGUCCAAACAUUUUCAACGAUGAGCAACGUCGAGUGUGAGCGCCCGGACAGCUUGGACGGAUGGGUGGCGAUAAAAAGUAACAUCUUCGAAGAACCGGAGGUGUUUAAGUUGGGUUUUAUCGUCCAAUGGAACGUAAUCGAGUGUAAGUUCGCGGUCACCUGCCACAACAGGACAUUACAGCGGCGGAAUCGAAAAGAAGAAUUUAGCUUGACGGGGGAGCAUCAAAGCAGCUGGGCCGGCCUCUUCUCGGUGAGCGAUUUAAAACACAUCCAUCAGCAGCUAAUGUGUGUCAGCGAUGUCUUGGCGCCUUGCUUUCCCGAUUUGUCGGAGUUCGAAGACGGCAGUGUAUGGGAUUUACUUUUCCCGAGUCGGAAGUACGGUUCGGAUGACGAGCGGAGGCUCUCGGACGCACCGUGUCGGAAGCUGGAAAAAUACUUAAGCACCGCCAUCGACGUUUGCGGGAGGACAAUAGUGCUCGAUACGCUAUUCUACCAGGAUGAGCGCGACGUAGAUGACUACUUUGAGAACCUCCAGGAGUUGAAGAGGAAGAGCAUGCACGACGAGAUGUCAAGGGCCAAGGGUCACCUACGACAGCUGCUGCAGAGUCACGGAGGUGCGGACCGGAUGGUCACGCUGCUUGCUAUCUACGCACAAGAGGAUGAGGCCUACCAAGAUCUGCUCACUGAGGCCACUGCCUUCUUUCAGUACCUGCUGCAGCCUUUUAGAGACAUGCGAGAGCUGGCUUGCCUCUACAAAAUGGAGAUCCUGAAGUCCCUGGAGUUUGAUGACUUGGGUCCUAAGAGGAUUGAAGCUCUGGAGGGGGAGGCGGAGGAGUGGAGGGCCAAAGCGGAAGAUGCAGUCGUGUCCAUUCAGGAUAUCACAGUCACCUACUUUGCGCAGACUUCAAAGGCGUUGGCUGGUAUGGUGAAGCAGAUGGAGGAGGAUAAGCAUCGCUUUGGAACCGCUGCCUGGGCUUCUGCAGCUCCCCGACUGGAGAAACUGCGCUUCCUCCUGGCCAAAGAAGCCCUGCAACACAUGAGAUCGACUGAGAUGUGUCUGAACAGCAAGAAAGCCAGCAUCAAAAAAGAGUUUGUCAACUUGUAUGGCAGAGACCAGAGCCAGACAGAUGAUACUGGUUCGGCGCCCGAGCAAGACCAACAGCAGGACACCGUAGACCGGCUGGAGUUGCAGUUCUAUGGAACGCAACUGGAACUGUACAACACCAAGUUUGAGAUCCUGAAAAACGAGGAGCAGCUGCUGGUGACUCAGACCGACACCCUGCGGCGUCAGAUCAAAGAACUGAAGGAGGAGGUGGUCUAUUACGAUGUCUGCGAAGAUCCAGAGGAGCUCCACAGCAUGGUUGACACAGGACUUCAUCACACAGAGCCUCCAGCCAUCCGUCAGCUCAAAAAACGUCUGCAGAACCUGGAAACCAAGAGAGGCAACAUCUGUGCUCGGCGAGCAUACCUGCGCAACAAAAAGGACCAGUGUGUGGAGGCCCAUGAGCAGAAGCAGCUCACAGCCAAGCACAGAUCCAGAGUUUUCGCCCAGCAUCAUCAGGUCCACUUGAAACGAGAGAAGAGGAAGGAGGAGGAGCAGAGGAGGAAGCAGUGGGUGGACCAGGAGCGAGAGAAGACUCUCAACAGAUUAAGAUCCUUCAAAGAGAAGCGACCGGGUCAGUAUGUGCUGAAGUCCCGGAGGUCCCCCACAGAGUCGUCUUGUCCCUCCCAGCCACUUUCCAUCAUCAGCCUCGGCCCGCCUUCCUCCUCUGAUGGGCUUCCCUCCAUCCGCCCGGCACCGAGGCGCAAAACACUUCCGGUGAAAGCGCAGCCUCGAGAUGUUUCAGUCCAAAUCUACCCUUCACCACCACCACCUCUAUCUGGAAAAACCUCGACUGUACCCUCUACACCCCCACCACCACCGCCACUCCCUCCUCCUCUUCGUCCACCACCACCGCCACCAUCAUCAUUCAGCACUUCCCGUGAGGACAAACCAAUGCCGCUCAGUGACCGAGAAGAACCUCCUUUUCCAGCCAAGAACACACUCACACAAAAUAUCGGACCCAUGGAUGAAGUGUUAGCCUCGCUGCAGCGUGGACAGAUCCGGCUUCGAAAGGCCCCCGCGCCCGGGAUACCUCCCCCCUCCGGAGACCAGAGAAGCAGCCUGAUGUCUGCCAUCCGACAAGGGGUCACCUUGAAGAAGGUGGUUCCGGCUCCCUGCGACAUGCUCGGCGGCAGGCAAGACAAUGAGCUGGAGCGCCACAUCAAAGCAGCCAUGAUGAGGAUGAAGAAGGUGUCGGCCGACUCCGACGACGAAGACAAAGGAGACGAAGACGCGCACAGUGGAGACUGGGACAGUUGAGGACAUCCUCACACAUGCAUUCAUAAAUCUACUCUUCCGACACUUUUGCUACUUAAUCGAAUUAAGUUACGGCCAAAUUUUUGUGUGAAACUUUGAUUCAGUCUUUUUUUUUCUGUCAUCCUCUACUGGGUCAUGAAACCCUUUCAGCAAUGUGGCUAAACCAUUUCAAAUUCUCCUAGCCACAAUUAAGUGUCAUUAGCCACAAUAUCUCAUCCAUGUUUCGCUGUUGUCAUGUGACAGGGGAGAGACACGGUCGCCCAGAUAACACACAGCACAUUAGGAAGAUUGUUUUUUUUUUUUUUUUUUUUUUUUUUUUCUUCCCCUCGCCUCUUGAUGACUCACCGCUGGUCGUAGUAACACGAAGGAAGUGGCAAUUGUACCGAAUUGCCACAGCUGAAAGGAGGGCGCUGAGCACAUAUUCCAAAUUCAGGAUGCAUACAACUGCAAUCAUUGUGCAUUGUGCGAUUACGU